AUGGUGUCGUCUCCGGUCGCCUCAGAGACUUAUCGGUGUAACUCACUUGACCCGCGUGUUUCUUGCCGUUGCAUCGAACGUUUAGAGCACCAAUACAUCGCAGGAUCAUUGUUAUCGAGACUUCGAGGGUCCAGCCGCAACGGGAAACGUUCUCCAUCUCCGAUUGGCAUUGCAUCAGAGAUGUCUACAUCAAAAUCACCACACUCAGGGGCAGACGCGGACGAGCUGGUUCAAACUCCUCCGCUUUCGAAGUCUGUUCCCGAAGACACGCUCUUCGCCUCAGAUGAAUGGUCGUCGCUACAGCAGGCCCGCACUCAGCAUCCCUUCUCUCCUUUGACCCUCGACGACUUGGGUCUGAAUCCCCCCGCCACUCCUAGCGCUUUACUAGACAUCGUCGUGCCGCCAAAUCUAGCAGACCAAGGAGACGACGUUGAAGUUACGCCGGCCGAAAACGUCGCCAUCCCAAAGCAUGAUGCUCCCACCACUAUCUCGGGCACGAGUGACUCUGCACAGUCCGAAGACGUUUCCCAUCAGCCAGUAACACUCGCCUCAAGCGAUGAAAAAGCCUGCACAGAGACUCAGUCUACAUCUACGGCCACUGAAGGCCAUGAGUCCUUCUUGGCCUCUUUCCUCCAGAGUCUCACAGGAGGAGAGCUGAUGCCCGUAACCCGAGUCUCUGCCUCGGCGGGUCCAUCAAGAACCGAGGUGGAAGCUGAAGCAAGGUCUUCUGCUUGGGUAGAGCUUUCGCAGCCUGGCACGAUGGCCAACGUCGGAGCCUGGUCGAGGAUAAGUGCCAUGCAGAAACAUCAUGACCCCACCGCGUCUCCGCACAAUGGCAGGGCCGGCAAGAGCGUGUCAUUCGGUGUCGCUGGGACAGGCGCUUUACAUGGCAGCAUGAGAAAGCCUCCGAAAACAGCUUCAAGCCGAUUCGUCCAAACAACCAACGCCCCAGUUGACUCUGCGUCCGAGCUGUGGUCGUCCACGUUAUCGUGUACUCCGCAGCAAAAGUCUCCCUCUGGCCACAACGACCACGCAAGCACAAGAGCUUCUUUCUCACAUCCUCACUCAAUCGUUGGCAGGUCGCAAGGAUCCAAGAACCGGAAUCUGUGCGGAGGGGUCGGUGACAAAGCUUUAUACUCGACGCCGUUGCAGCGCUCUGAACGCAACAAAUCUCGUCCCUUGAAGUCGGAAUCUUCACAUCACUCUGGAGCAGAUAAAGCGAAGGCCAAACUGUCUCUAGACCUCUCCAGCUUGAGCCAUUUCUCGUUGCCCCAAGCCAUACCUUUGCAGCCGCGGCCUCGCUACCCGAUCUCCAUGGUCGAAACGGCUGCACUCUACGAGACCGAUCAGGAUACGGAUCGCGAGUCCGACACCAGUCCUUCUGGUAGCACUCCUUUCUGUGUGACCUCGAAUCCAAUUUUUCCUGUCUCAGGAACAGCUAAGAGGAAAUCGUUCGACCGUGCACAGCGCAACGACCAGCUGCGUUCGGCCAACGAGCUUUCCAGCGUCGCUGUCAGCUUCAGUCCACCCGGCAGACCUUCCAACCCGACUUCUGAGCAUCGAGAUGUCCUCUCCUUCUCCGGAGAUCCCAAUGGUCCUCUCAAAAAAGUGCCUCUGUCCAACGUUGUCCGGUCUCGAAGUUGGUCUCAUGCGUCUCAAACCUCGUCCAGUACUCAAUUUGUACCACCUGGGCCGGUCAAACCUGCAAAUGCGGACAAGACGGAUCACCCGAAGCUUUCGCAGUCAACGUCAGCGGGAGAUGGCGCGGCAUGCUCAUCUUCCCUCUCGAAUAUUCCCUCGUCGGAGCGAGCAAGCUCCACGGGAGCGUCAUCGAAGCGCGACGCUAAAGCCUUUGCAACAUUCGUCAGCAACGGAAACCGAAGUGCGUCAUACGACUUCACACGUCAAGCACUUUUGGACUUGAUACGUCGGACGAAUUUAGGGAUGGCACAGAACACACGUUCUGAUAGCACCGCGGCUGGUUCUUUACCUUGUAGACCUCCGAGCAGCUCAAAGGAGUGCAGCUCUGUUGCUGUCAAGCCAGUGACUACAGCGCAUGAUGCUUCUGUCAGCUGUCCUUUGAAUGUGCCAGCUGACCUACAGGCACGGCUUCAAAGCUGGCAACAUCAUCGAAAGCGACAGAAAUUGCCGGACGAGGCGCCGAAUGAUACAUUAAGGGACACGGCGGCAUCACAAAUCUGUAGCGAUACCGACCCGAACGAACUCCUCAAAUCCAGUCGAAAUGCACUGCUUGCAGAAUUGCGAGUCGGAGAACAUUCUUGGUCCAACAAGGUAAGCAGUGCCGAGGAGCAGGAGCAAAAGUCACGCAAACACGAGCACUAUCAACGCCUCCUUAAUGAGCUCGACGCUCAGAUGCAGACAAUGAGGCGUACUGAAGCGCGGAAACAGAGCGAGAAAGAGGCGGCCGACGAUCAGCCGCGGGCAGGCACUUCUCAAGAUGGAUCCAAGAAAAAAGCUGAGUUCCGGAAGCCCUCCCCACCUUCAAAGGCUUCUGCAGCGAGCAGCUCGAAAACCAUUGGCUGCAACGCCACGACUUUUGUUUCAAAUGAUGAGGAAGCAGCUCAACUUUCGGUUCAGCCAAGCCAAGGAGAUAUUGCUAGAGCAGGUGGUACCACACUGGUCGCGCUGUCUUUAUCGAAAGACGACACUCCUACUGUUAAUUCGUAUGCAGCGACAAAAGGAACGGGUUCAGACUUUCUUACAUCAGCAAAUGCUUCCGCGCCAAACACAUUCAGCGCAAAUCCAUGCACUCCUGCUGAUUCUUCCGCCACUUGGACAGUCGGUCCUGCAUCAACGUCUUCCGGGUUGCAGAGCUUGCCUUCGGGCUCGGGAUGGCUGCCAAAUUCGUCAUAUGGCUUUGACAACUGGCAGCAGAAUCCCGUUCGAUCGCAGCCCACGUUCAGGCAUAGUAGUCACCAGAAUGCAAUAGCGCUUUCGACUGAAUGGCAAAGCUGUCCAAGAGCUUUGAUCCAGCCUUCGUGGCUCAGUAGCUCCGCCGGGGAUAACUCCAACCAGACGGCGUCACCGAUGUCGGUCACAUCUGCCGGUUGGACACGAUCUUUACAUCAAGGAGUCGGAAACAUCUCGAACUCAUCAUUAGCCGUGGAACUGAUGUUAAGGCAUCCCAACUGGAGUCGCGACUUGCUUCCUGGGACUUGGAACCACACAAAUACCGUGCACGCCCCACACCACAUCGACACAUCUUCUUUCGCCAUCUCAACCGCGGCAGGAAAUUGGGGUCGCACCUCAGUCACGCCGCUGCAGGUAUCGAAUGAAGCUGCUCAGACUAUCGCCGCAACCGGCAGCUCGACCAUCAAACGACCUUUUUCGCCCGGAGCAGAGGUGAUUUUCUGGUCCGUCAAAGGCGAACAUUCGGUGAAACUCAGAGGCACGGUUGAAAGCUCGAAGUCUCUCUGUCAAGGUUUUGCCAAGAAGAUGGACAUUCAUACGCUCCACACGUCGCUGGUUUCGGCAUUCUCAUCCUCCAAAUCCAAACCUGACGAGGUGCGUUCUCUGCUCACGAAGCUGAAGAUCGCCUUGACGGAGCACAACUUGCUGGUGCCUUCGGCGUCUUCCUCCUCAUCAACGUCCGAUCUCGUUCUUGCACGAGAAGUCCUCGAAAUCGGAGCCUUCUACUCGGUCCGCAUCUCGGACAUCCCCGCCUUUGACCGUUACAUUUCGCUCCUCACGCCCUUCUACGACGCCUCUCUCCCCACUUCCUCGCACUACGAACCACUUCUCGGACUUCGACUUCUACGACUCCUCAGUUCGAACCAGAUCUCUGCUUUCCAUACCCUCAUCGAAACGCUACCUACCGAUCUGGUGAAUGGUAGUCGAUUCCUUCAACAUCCGGUCAGCUUGGAAAGGUGGUUGAUGGAGGGAUCCUACUCGAAGGUGUGGAGGUUGAGUAGGGAGACACCGCCUCAGGAUGAAUACCGGUUCUUUGUGGAUCUGCUGAUGGAUAUGAUUCGAAAUGAGAUCGCUAGUUGUGAGGAGAAGGCGUACGAUAGUUUGGCACUGCACGAUGCAGCUACGUUGUUGUUCUUUGAUAAGUUGGAUCACGUAUUGGCCUUUGCACAGACCGUAAGUACCAACCACCACGUCGGGGAGUCAGUAAAAGUGUGCGGUCAACUGACAAAGAAAUCUUUGCUGUUGGGUCGAUAA
This is a messenger RNA of Pseudozyma hubeiensis SY62, 4185 nucleotides long. RefSeq lists its product as hypothetical. The record is from RefSeq and is a predicted model, not a curated record. Gene Ontology annotation, biological process: proteasome-mediated ubiquitin-dependent protein catabolic process. The transcript has 3 exons. Bases 1 to 4185 code for a protein of 1394 amino acids. NCBI's taxonomy places the organism in Eukaryota, Fungi, Basidiomycota, Ustilaginomycetes, Ustilaginales, Ustilaginaceae. Gene Ontology annotation, cellular component: cytosol; nucleus; proteasome regulatory particle, lid subcomplex.